AUGUCUACUCUGAUGGCAAUACCGCGAGAAUUGAGAGAAGAGAUCAUUCGCUAUCUCACCCUGCCAGGAACAGUUUACACGUCCAGUGCCCAGGCGAACACGCAAGCACUUCAUCAGCCUGGUUCUAGAAAGUCGGAGGAGACAUACAUCGAUACGAGAAUCUUUCUCCCUUCACGUCCGCCAGCGAAUAUCUUGUCCACAUGUAAACAGCUGCGACAGGAAAGCCUGGAGCAUCAUGCCCACUGGCUCAACUCUUCUGCAGCAUUCGAGAUUGCCGACUCUAACGUCGGACCAGCCAACAGCACGAAGAUCGCGGAACGAUCUGGUACAGAGUUUGACGAAGCGGCUGAACGAGCUGGUGAUGAUGGUGUGACUCUUCGCUUCACCCUGGAGGUCCAGAGGGGACUGCGUGGUCCGUUCGGCUUUUUUGUACCUGUCCGCAAAGAACUGUCGCCUCGCUUCUCAGCGCUACUGCCCCUUAUGAAGUCCGCACGCAGGCUGAAGAUUGUCGUUAUUCCGGGCUUCGACUGGUGGAGCGGAGGGCCAAAGACCUCGCCAUUGGAACAGUGGAGGCAACGGAAGGCCCUUCUCAAGCGUGCCAAUGCCUACCAAGUCGGCCACACCGAACAGCCCACCCAGGCCGAAGCCAUCGAAACCGGCGAGCCCUCUCAGCCGAGAUUAGACGCCGUGUCUGUUGCUAUCGGGAAACUCCUGGAUCAGCUGCCAGCGGUUGAAGAGCUGAAACUCGAUGUUCUCAUCGCGACGGGCGACCUAUUCAGAUGGGACUUGCCAGACGCAAAGUGGGAGAAUAUUCAGCCUUGGCUAGACAGCCCUAUCAGCAUGAGCGGGGGCGGGCAACUGAUCAAGGUCUCGAGAACGCUAAUGACCAUCUGGCAUAAACCAGAGACCGAGGUCGCAAGUUGCCAGCCGUUCUAUGUACAGAAAGAGAACCGCAGCGAUAUUUCGGGCAACAAGUGGCUUGUCAAAAGGGAAGCUGGCCUGCGCGCUCCCUUGUUUGAGCAUAUUGCGCACCUGACUGUUUACGAGCUACCUGAGAUCAGUGUCAAUGAAGUCUUUGAGCGUAUUGACCCGUAA
Messenger RNA from Boeremia exigua, 1095 nucleotides. RefSeq lists its product as uncharacterized. The transcript is spliced from 2 exons. NCBI's taxonomy places the organism in Eukaryota, Fungi, Ascomycota, Dothideomycetes, Pleosporales, Didymellaceae. The record is from RefSeq and is a predicted model, not a curated record. The coding region runs from base 1 to 1095 and encodes 364 amino acids.